This is a messenger RNA of Oreochromis aureus, 2265 nucleotides long. RefSeq names its product outer dynein arm docking complex subunit 4 (gene odad4). The transcript is spliced from 11 exons. Lineage: Eukaryota; Metazoa; Chordata; Actinopteri; Cichliformes; Cichlidae. Bases 118 to 1590 code for a protein of 490 amino acids. Gene Ontology annotation, cellular component: cytoplasm. Gene Ontology annotation, molecular function: protein binding. The record is from RefSeq and is a predicted model, not a curated record.
UUCGUUUGUUGGUGUUGCUAGGAUACCAGCGACACGUAGGUCGAUGUGUUGGGCUAAAGUUUAUACAAGUUAAAUUGGCUUCAAGUUGAGGGAAAGAAAGGUUAAAAGUGGCCAAAAAUGGCAAACAUCGACGCAGACCUCGAAGACCAGCAAUCCAAGGGCGUAUUCGCAACUUUAAUGGCCGAUGGGAAAUGGAUGUACCAGGCAGGAGAGUAUAAAAAAGCUAUAGACAGCUUCACAGAGGCACUGGCUUUAAAGCCUAGUGACAAGCACUGCUUUGUUGCUCGGUCCAGAUGUUACCUGAAGAUGGGAGGGUUUGAAAACGCUUUGAGAGAUGCAGAAGCUUCACUUAAAAGUGACAACACGUUUUUUGAGGGUUUGUACCUGAAGGCAGAAGCUUUAUACUACAUGGGAGAAUUUGAAUUUGCCCUGGUGUUUUACCACAGAGGUCAUAAACUACGUCCACAAAUGCAGGAGUUCAGACUGGGUAUCCAGAAAGCACAGGAGGCCAUAGAAAACUCUGUUGGCAGUCCUUCCAAUGUGAAAUUGGAGAUUAAAGGAGACCUGUCAUUUCUCAACAUAGGUGGUGAGAGGGCCAAACCAAUUGCAGCUAUCCAGAAUCUCACAAAGGAGAAAAAACAGAAGACUGAGAAAACCCCAAAGAGUGAAAAGACAACCAAACAACUUCUGGGCGAGUUUUAUAGUGACAAGAAAUAUCUAGAAAAUCUGAUGAAAGAUGAAGACUUGGUAGAAGGUACAACAAAGAGUGGGGAGAAGGUGAAGGACAUCAUUCAGAGAUGUCUGUCUUACCUUGACACUUGCACUGAAUUUUGGCACCAGGAGAAGCCUACCUCUGCACAAGAAAUGAGGCAGAAGUUCAUGCAACAGAAAUGUACAAAGCGCUGUAAUAGCGCACUCUCUUCUGGGUUUCUGCUGAAAAGCCUGGAUGAAAUUGAGAGAGAGUUGAUGUCCGGAAAUACAGAAGGUACUCUCAAGAAGGCAGAAGAAGUCAUGAAGAUGGUGCAGAGGUGGUCUGAGAAAGAGGUUCCUAAUAAAAAAGAGGUUUUGGGCACCUUGCACAGUUGCAUUGGCAAUGCUUUGAUUGACCUGGGAAACAUGGACAAAGCAUUGGAGCAUCAUCAGAAAGACCUGGAGUUGGCCAAACAGUGCAAGCUCCCAGGAGCACUGUCCAGAGCUCUGGACAACAUUGGCCGAGUCUAUGUUCGAAAUGAAGAGUUUGCAGAGGCCAUUCGCGUCUGGGAAAAGAAGCUUCCGCUGGUUUCCAGUGAUUUGGAGAAGACAUGGUUGUUACAUGAGAUCGGUUUGUGUUACCUGAAACUCGAUCACCACGAAGAAGCUCGAGAUUAUGGCGUCCGUUCAGUAGCUGCUGCUGAUGGAAUUGCCGAUAAGAAGUGGCAGUUGAAUGCCAAUGUUUUGGUUGCACAGUCAGAAUUGAAGCUUGGAAACUAUGAAUCUUGUGUCACCCACUUUCAAAGAGCUUUGUUCUAUGCCAAACUUCUAGAAGAUGAUUCUGCCAUGGAUGCUAUUGAGAAGGCCCUUCAUGAAGCAAAGCAACACCUAACACAAUGAGGAACCCCUUCAGUCAGAAUGGUUGAGGAAAACAAGAAGAAAGACUUAUUUAGUGUUCAGCUCAUUUUGUGUGUGUGUGUGUGUGUGUGUGUGUGUGUGUGUGUGUGUGUGUGUGCGCGUUCAUUUACACACCUAUAUGGAACACAAAGCAGUAACUUAAUCAAGUGAGAAGAUCGGAAGAACAAUGCAUACCAACAUUUUCUGUAAAAUUUUUACAAAAGCUAGAUAUUUCUGAAAAACACUUCUUUUUUUAAAUGCAUAUAUUAAGGUGCAGUCAUGAUGUAAUUGCUGAGCCCAUCUUUUUGUUCUGUGCAAGUUCAAUGAGAAACUGAAAUAUUAUCUGGAAAAUGUGUCACUUGAUAUAUAAAGUUCUGUUUACUGAUAUAAAUACUGCAACCUGGCAAACAUUAAGUCCCAUUAAUCAGUAUUACCUUAGAGGUUCCAUAUAUAGAGAUUAACUUAUUAUAGAGAACUUCCUUAUUUCACCUCCCUAGCACCUCUAUUACAAGGCAUGCACUGUGUGAUUUGCAAACAGAUGACUGCUUCUUGCAAAUUUCCCAUUGAUAGAAACACAGCCUGCUUACAGUUCAUAGUUUCUUCACAGAACCUUUAUUUUUCUGAAGUUUUAAUAAGAUGUUUUCUUUCAUUAAAGAGAAGUUGUGUUGCUGUCACGCA